AAUUUGACCCGAAAACUUGAUUUUUUCCCGUUUUGACAUUAUUUUAUCAGAAUCUGUACAAGAUUCUUAAACAUUCCGUUGCCUCAAAUUUUAUCCAAAUUACCAAAAUUACCCGAAAUAACUCAUUAAAAUCAUGCUGACUGUGUGAGAGUAUGGGAAAUUUAAUGUGUAGAGACUGAGGUAAUAAUGUCUUUACACACGGAUAAUACACACAUUGGAUAACCGCCACACAAACUUCUCACUAAUAUAAAAAAUUUAUAUUAUCUCUCCUUAUUCCUUUUAUCAUUUUUACUAACUAUUUUCAAAAGUAAAAUUUUAUUUUUAGAUUUUUAAUGUGUUGAACAUUCCGGAUUUUAUUCACAAUCCACCAUUUAAUUUUUAUCUUCAGAUAAUAUUUAAUAUUUUCAAUUUUUUCCUAAUUUUUUCAUAAUCAAUUGAUUUUUUUGAGUUAAUUAAUUUUUUGAAUCAAUUGAUUUAUUCUGAAUUAAUUUAUUUGAAUCGAUUGAUUUCUGAAUUUUUCGAGUGAAUUCUGAUAAUUGACUCUUGGUGGAUCAUUUGAUUCCGUUCCUGAUUCUUUUAUUUAUUAAUUUAAUCCAAUGCCUAAGUUGUUCGCUCUUUAACUUUUAAUGUAAAACUCGAAAUCUCAAUUCGCUGACUCAAUUCCCCAAUUUACAACCGUAAAAUUAUUUUCAUGCCUUAAACGGGCUAAAAUACAAAUUUUUCGCUCAAAAAGAGGUUUUCAAAGGAAAUUAUUAUGAAAUAAGUUAAUAAAAUAAGUUAAAAUAAGUUAGUAAAAUAAUAAAAUAAGUUAGUAAAAUAAUAAAAUAAGUUAAUAAAAUAAGUUAAUAAGUUAACAAAUUUAAAAUAUUGAGAGGGUAUUAAAUUGGAGAGUAUAAAUACGUAAAUUUUAGGAUGUCUAGUGUUAGUUUUGACUCCCUCAAUUCUCACACUAUGCCCAUCUCCAUUCCCAAUCCUAUGGACACCAAUACUCAAUCAGGGGACUCUAACUCUCUUAAUAGUGUAAACUCUGGGAACUCUAACACUGUAAAUAGUGUAAAUACUGUAAACUCUGGGACUAACUCUGUAAACUCUAACACUGUAAACAGUGUAAAUAGUGUAAACACCAUAAAUAGUGUGGACAGUGUGAACAGUGUGAAUGGUGGGAAGUUGAGUGGUAUAGUGUCUGAUGUGUAUUUCUUUUUAUUGCAGAUGAAGUUGUUGAAUACUUUGGACUUGGUGAGGGCGGUUUGCAGGCCUUGGGGCGUGCCGCCAAACGGCAACGACUACGUGUUCCACUUUGACUUGAUUUCCAGCACAAGUUCACUCCUGGUCCUCCAACGCUAUGAGGAGAUUUUCGGCCCAAUUUACGCCCGGUUCGCCUUCGGGAACCCGAAGUUACUCUGGACCAAAGUGGAAGACGUUGACUACUUUAAAAUUAUUUACAGGCUUGAAUGUGUGAGAUAUAAUCAGCCGUUUAACUCUAUGACCUAUGAUAAUAUUCUGAGGUACACACUGAGUAAGCUGGACACCAACGGCACAGUCAGCGUGCUGGACAGUUUAAACGGAUACCUCGACCUCAAGAAGGACAAAGUCUGCAAACUCUGCGGGAACAUUUUUAAAAACAAAUGCAACUACUGCGAAGAACUCGAACAGUCACCAAACAGGAUCAUCAACACAGUCAACCUCACAACCGGCACUGAGGUACAGAAUUUUGUUAGUGAUGUGCGAACUGGAGAUGCAGUGGGAACGGGGGAUACUGUAAACACUGGGAAUACUGUAAACAGUGUAAACACUGUGGAGAGUGUGGAGAGUGGCGUGGUAGCAAGCACCGUAACGAUGGACGAGUGUCCUGGGUACAUGAAAAUGUCUAGUGAAGAUAAUUACACGUUAUCCAGCGGGUUAGAUACGAAUGACCUGGUCGAUGAACUUGAUAUCUACAACGAUGAUAUCACACAGUCCAUACAAGUUUCCGUUACGGCGCCAGGUCCAAACACUCUUAAUACCCUUAAUAGUGUUAAUAGUGUUAAUACUGUUAAUACUGUUAAUGGUGUUAAUAGUGUAAACACUGGGAAUACUGUAAACAGUGUAAACACUGUGGAGAGUGUGGAGAAUGUGGAAGCUGGUGUUGGCGGACCUAUCGCCGUAACGGAGGAGGACCUGACGAGUAACAGUAGUAACAAUAACACUCGAUUAAUAAGUAGUGACACGGAUGUGAACAGCAGUGAAGUUGACAUCACUACGAAUAACACGUUUGAGGAGAAUUUCUCACUCGCGGCUGAUCCCACCGGUGCUGCGGAAAAUAAUAUUAAUGAGGAUACUUUGGAUUACGGAAUUUUGGACGAGAAUAUCUUCUCAGUGCUGAGCGAGGAGGAGCCCGAGGAGGUUGAAGAAGUCGACGAACGCUACUUUGGGAAAAAUCAAGACAUCGAAAAGAUUAUCCUCUCCGUUCUCAAUAGAAGAUUAAACAAUAAAACUAAUAAAAAGAGGUAUGGUUACCAGUCUGACAAUUUGGAGUGUAACAACUGUUUAUUAUCGCUGUAUAAGACUGUGCAACCGAGUCAUUCUCGUAGGUCCAGGCCCCGUCAGUCCUCGGUGGACUUGAACAAGUUUAACCCCUACGACUUUAACAAACUCACGCCCUACGAUUUCAGUAAAUUGUCCUCCGUAGACUUCACCAAACUCUCAGCCUACUACGACAAGGACAAACUCUACUACGACAGACUCUACAAAGAUGACAGACUCAAUAAUUACUACAAAGAUGAGAGAUUUUACAAGGAUGACAGACUCUACAAGGAUGACAGACUUUACAAAGAUGAGAGAUUCAAUUACAAGGAUGAGAGGUUUAAUUAUAAAGAUGAGAGGUUAGGAUUUUAUGACAGGGGGUAUGGUAGAGAUUCCUAUGACAGAGGGUAUGGAAGUGGAUAUGGUAGUGGAUGUGUUAGGGAUGAUUAUAGGAAUAUGGACAAGUAUUCGUACAUGGAGAAUAAAUAUUCAUACAUGGAGAACAAGUACAAUUACAUGGACUUUCCGCCGGUGACUAAAAAGAGAACGAUCAAGUACAAGGACCCCGACUACUACGCGGGUGGCAGUUCCAGGGGUGACAGAGACCCUGCCCGCAGGGUACGUAAGAGGAGAUAUGACAUCCCAUACGCGUCGGUGGGUACAGACUUGUCAAAGGAUAUUAAAAUCAGUAGCCACGUGGUCUCUGCGAGUGUGAGUUACGACAAGAGACAGCAGCGUUUCAUGGCACAGUGGAAGACCAAGGAGGGCACCAAGCACUCGAAAUCAUUCUACGCUAAGCGCUACGCCACGCCAAUCAUGGCCAGGAAACACGCAGAACUGUAUAAAAUGUACAUUCUGCAACAUAGAGUCACGAACUCCUCAGACCUCGUCGAACCAACAUUCGAACAACUCUCAGCCAACAACUUCAAAGACCUAGACAACAUCAACGUCGGAGAACUCGAAUACGAUCUGGGAUAAUACAAUUUUUAGUAUAUUAUUUUGAUAGUGUGGGUGUUGUGUGAGUGUGGAUGAGUAGAGAGUGUCUCCCCGUGGCGGUCCCCCGCCUCACUACUAU
Theileria parva strain Muguga is the source of this 3577-nucleotide messenger RNA. RefSeq names its product AP2 domain protein. The record is from RefSeq and is a predicted model, not a curated record. Gene Ontology annotation, biological process: regulation of DNA-templated transcription. The transcript has 3 exons. Gene Ontology annotation, molecular function: DNA-binding transcription factor activity. The coding region runs from base 913 to 3480 and encodes 855 amino acids. NCBI's taxonomy places the organism in Eukaryota, Apicomplexa, Aconoidasida, Piroplasmida, Theileriidae.